Molecule: messenger RNA, 2346 nt
Organism: Durusdinium trenchii
Lineage: Eukaryota; Dinophyceae; Suessiales; Symbiodiniaceae
Source: the annotation of a GenBank genome assembly
GUCAUGAUUCAAGCAAAGCAGGCCUUCACCUACUACGAGCCAGAGAAGAAGGUUGUCUCACGCUCGGGCGAUGAGUGUGUGGUUGCGGCAAUUGACCAGUGGUAUUUGAAGUAUGGGGAGGAGACUUGGCGCGGGCAGAUUGAGGGCCAUCUUCGUAGCUCCAACUUCGUGAGCUACAAUGACCGCAUCAAGGAGUCAUUCGAAGAUGCCAUUGGCUGGUUGAAGGAGUGGGCAUGCAGCCGUUCCUUUGGCUUGGGCACACAGGUUCCCUGGGAUGAGCAGUUCGUCAUUGAGUCCCUGUCGGACUCUACCAUCUACAUGGCUUACUACACAGUUGCCCAUUUGCUGCAUGGAGAGGAGAACCUGGACGGCAAGAAAGGCAGCCCAGAAAAGAUCAAGGCAGAGGACUUGACGGACGAAGUAUGGGACUUUGUGUUCUUGAACGGGCCCUUGCCCAAGAAGAGCAAGAUUCCACAGAAGCUUCUGGAGAAAAUGCAGAAGGAGUUCAGGUUUUGGUAUCCUAUGGACCUGCGUGUCUCUGGCAAAGACUUGAUUCAAAACCAUUUGACAAUGGCUCUUUACAACCAUGCCUGUGUUUGGGAGAAGGAGCCAGACCUUUGGCCCAAAAGCUUCUUUUGCAACGGCUGGCUGCUGGUGAACAAUGAAAAGAUGUCAAAGUCGAAAGGAAACUUCUUCACCGUUGAUGAGAUUAUCAAACUGUACUCCGCGGACACAGUUCGGCUGGCUAUGGCAAAUUCUGGAGAUACUCUGGAGCCUGCCAACUUUGACCAAUCGGUUUGCAACAAAGCGGUGCUGACAUUGGCAGUUUUUCUGGACCUCAUGAAAUCGCUGGUCAGCGGCAACGAACUGCUUGACACAGGAGCAGAGAACGCCCGGUUUGUCGAUGUGUGGUUUGCAAACGAGAUCAAUCGCUUGGUGCAAGAGGGUAAGAAGUUCUACGAAACCAUGUACUAUCGAGAAGCUCUCCGCACGUGCUACUUCGAGUUCACCUCCAUGUUUGACCAGUAUCGAGACAUCUGCAAGGCUGCAGGCAUGGCGCCAAACAAAGCUUUGACCAUGAGGUACUUGGAGUGGCAGAUGAUCGUCCUCUCGCCCAUUUGCCCUCACUUCUGCGAACAUGGUUGGUCGACUGUCUUGGGCAAGUCGGGCUCUGUCCUGGAUGCGAGGUUCCCUGAGCCCACGAAGCCUGUGGAAACCUCUCUCACCAAGCAAGGGGACUACAUGUUCAACAAGGUUCCUCAUGACUUCAUCAAGCUGUUGGAGAAAGCCUCCAAGGGAGGAACCAUGAAAUCCGCUGUGGUUUAUGUCGCGAAGGAGUACCCUGAGUGGAAGAAGACAGUGCUGGCAAAGUUGUCGAAUCACCAUGCUGCCAACAAGCUGCCCUUGGUUGCCCAGGAAGACAUGAAAGCCAACCCAGAAGCUGCCCAACAGUGGAAGGAUAUCAUGACGGAGCUCAUGCAGGACGCCUCUUUGAAGCCAUUUGGCAAGCAUUUGGGGCCCUUCGCUGCAUUCAAGCGGGACGAGGCAGCUUCCUUUGGCAAGAGUGCGCUCGAUGCAUCGCUACCAUUUGAUGAGCUUGCUUUGGUCUCCGAGAACGUUGCGUACCUCCGACAGAAGCUACAGGCCGAAGUGGAGGUGCGACCAGCUGACUCUUUGGCCAGCCCUGACCAUAAGGACGCGGCAGCAAAUGCACAGCCUGGCAAGCCAGGCAUCCACUUCAUAGUUGAGGGAGGAGGCAAAGGCGGUGGCAGCAAAGCAAAGGCCGAAGCCAAGCCUGGAAAGACAAAUGGAAACGCGCCUCCCGCUGCUCAGGCCUCCACGAUCGCUGACAUCAAUAAGCUCAACGAUCACCUGAGUACGAGGAGUUAUGUUGAUGGUGGCUACCAGCCCUCGCAGGCAGAUGCUGCUCAGCUGGCUGCAGUCCCGAACAGUGUCUCCUCGGAGAAGUUUCCACACGUGGCGCGGUGGUACAAGCAUAUCAGCUCAUUCACGCCAGCUCAAAGAGCCAGAUGGUAGAAGGCGAACUAGUGACAUCCAUGCCAUGGAUAAGUAGAAGGCACAUGAGCAUGGUCAGCCUAGAAGCUGGUUUUUGAGGUCUUGAAGCCACCUGGCUCUGCUCCAAAAGCUACAUGAAGAAGUGUUCUAGACUUGAACAGCAGGUCUCACAAGUCUUGGCGAUCGAAGAGCUGGGAUCGCAGUUUUACGAUCAGCAUCCACGUGCAAAAAGUGACAGGCUUCUACGUGUGUAUCACUGUAUCACAUUGUAAUGUAUGCCUGCAGUGACCAAGUCUCCUUGCAACUUUUUGUGCUGAGGGCCAGCUAAGA